Molecule: messenger RNA, 444 nt
Organism: Lachancea mirantina
Lineage: Eukaryota; Fungi; Ascomycota; Saccharomycetes; Saccharomycetales; Saccharomycetaceae
Source: the annotation of a GenBank genome assembly
AUGGCUAUUCAAUAUCUGAUUUGCUUGAACAAGCAAGGAAUUGUAAGGUUGGCGAGAUUUUUCCAACCUUUUCUCGGAGACUCUAAGGAUGGCCAUGCAACCAUAGCCCAGAUAUACAAAUUAGUAUCAUCCCGAGACCUUAAACAUCAGAGCAACUUCGUUGAGUUUUCUGAGUCUACGAAAUUGAUCUACAAACGAUACGCAGGGCUUUAUUUUGUCAUGGGUGUUGAUCUCCGGGAUGAAGAACUCAUUUACUUAUCGCAUAUUCACCUUUUCGUAGAGGUUCUGGACGCUUUUUUUGGCAACGUGUGCGAGUUGGACAUUGUAUUCAACUUCUAUAAGGCGUAUAUGAUUUUGGAUGAAAUGAUAAUAGGAGGAGAGUUGCAGGAAGCCUCCAAGGACGUGUUGCUGGAGCGAUUGACAUACUUGGAUCGACUCAGUUAA